ACACAUAUUAUUUAUCUCUCAUGGCUACCCCCAGCUGUGAUUUCAGAUUGAUUCUUGUAGCCCUUUUCCUGGUGGGGGCGUGGGCAUCUCAAGAAGUUUCCAUGUUGGAGCGCCAUGAGGAGUGGAUGGUCCGUUAUGGGCGUUCAUACAAAGAUGACGCAGAGAAGGCAAAGCGAUUCAAAAUCUUCAAAGAAAAUGUGGAGUUUAUUGAAUCAUUCAAUAAGGCUGGCAAUCUGUCUUACAAACUUGGCAUUAAUCAAUUUACUGAUUUAACAAAGGAGGAGUUUAGUGCCACCAUGUCUUGUGACAAGAAGGCAUCCCCACGCCCUAAGCCUUCAAAACCAGUUUCCUUUCAGAAUGUGAGUUUGGAUCAAUUUCCAGAACAUGUGGACUGGAGAAUUGUGGGUGCUGUGACUGGUGUCAAAUUCCAAGGAGACUGCGGUAGUUGCUGGGCGUUUUCUGUGGUGGCGGCCGUAGAAGGACUAACCAGAAUCAGAACUGGUCGAUUAUUUUCCUUAUCCGAACAGCAACUCGUCGACUGCGACGCCACAAAUUUUGGCUGCAGCGGCGGAUCAAGACCAAAUGCGUUAGAAUACAUAAAGAACACCGGCGGCCUCGUGACGACGUCGGACUACCCGUACGAGGGUGUUCAGCGUAGUUGCGACCCACAAAAGACUCGCAACCGAGUUGCCACCGUUACAGGCCUCGGAUACGUCUACCCCAAUGAAAUGUCUCUCCUUGUGGCCGUCGCAAACCAGCCUGUCUCAGCCGGACUCUUAGCAGACAUAGAAUUGAUCAUUCACUAUCAGGGCGGAGUUUUCACUGGCUAUAAUGGCACCGGCAACUGUGGCUCUAGUGGCUCCCACGCCGUGACGAUCAUUGGGUACGGGACGAGCAGUGAUGGGGUGAAGUAUUGGUUGGCGAAGAAUUCAUAUGGACCUGGUUGGGGCGAGAAUGGUUAUAUGAGGAUAGCUAGAGGGAUCAAUGAUAUAGGAGUUUGUAGCAUUAACACGGCGACUGUAAUCCCUAUUGCUUAAAAUAUAAUAACAAUUAUUGUUACAAAGUUAGUUGUUAAACUGUAACAAUUAAAAUUAAUAAAGUUUUUGGAGUAUGUUCGCCCAAAAUUUCGUCA
This is a messenger RNA of Ipomoea triloba (trilobed morning glory), 1132 nucleotides long. Its product is annotated as ervatamin-B-like. The transcript has 2 exons. The record is from RefSeq and is a predicted model, not a curated record. Gene Ontology annotation, molecular function: cysteine-type endopeptidase activity. NCBI's taxonomy places the organism in Eukaryota, Viridiplantae, Streptophyta, Magnoliopsida, Solanales, Convolvulaceae. Gene Ontology annotation, cellular component: lysosome. Bases 21 to 1037 code for a protein of 338 amino acids.